Tilletiopsis washingtonensis is the source of this 1931-nucleotide messenger RNA. RefSeq names its product acyl-CoA dehydrogenase NM domain-like protein. The coding region runs from base 15 to 1901 and encodes 628 amino acids. NCBI's taxonomy places the organism in Eukaryota, Fungi, Basidiomycota, Exobasidiomycetes, Entylomatales. The transcript has 5 exons. The record is from RefSeq and is a predicted model, not a curated record. Gene Ontology annotation, molecular function: oxidoreductase activity, acting on the CH-CH group of donors.
AUCUCAGCGGCAACAUGCGCAUCGAGAACACACACGUCCACACACCGCCGCAGCUGGCCGACCCGUGGCGCGCCGACCUGGUGCUGCGCUCGCUGCUGGCGCGCCACCUCGCCGCCCUGGCGCCGCCGCAGCUGGCGCCCGAGCUGCUCGGCCGUCUGGCACGUCUCGGUCAGCAGGCCAAGGACGAGCUGCGCCCCGCCGCUGCGCUGCUCAACCGUCCCGGCGCCGAGCCGCUGCUGCUGCAGUACGACGAGUGGGGGCGCCGCGUCGACGAGGUGCGCACCUCCGAGGGCUGGCGCGCCAUUGCGACGUGGUUCGCCGAGCGCGGCAUCCCCGGCGAGGCGUACGGCAGCAUGGGCCAGGAGCGCUGGCUCAAGACGGAGGAGAGCGCCGGCGGCCCGGGGCGGCUUGGUGCAGCCACGCGCCUCUACGCCCACGCUCGCACGCACAUCGUGUCGGCCGACUCGCACGUGGCUCUCUGCCCAAUCUCCAUGACGGACGGCGCGAUCCUCGUCAUUUCCAAGCACGGCACGCCGUCGCAGCAGGAGCGCCUGCUGCCAAAGCUGCUGCACCGCGGCGCCGGCGCCCACUUUGCCGGCCAGUGGAUGACGGAACGCACGGGCGGCAGCGACGUUGCGUUGACGGAGACGUCUGCGAAGAAGCUCGGCGACGGCGAUGGCAAGGCGGGAGACCUGUACCUCCUCGAUGGCUUCAAGUGGUUCGCUAGUGCAGCAGACGGACACAUCGCACUGGCCCUCGCUCGCACCGAUCCCGACAAGUCGCGGGGCGCGCGUGGCCUCUCGCUCUUCAUCGUGCCGCUGCGGCGCGAGAACCGGCCGCCGCUGCCGCCGGGCGUCGCGCUGCCGGCGGACAGCGACCCGCACUCGUCGUUCAACGGCAUCCGCGUGCACCGCCUCAAGAACAAGCUCGGCACUAAGUUCGUGCCGACUGCCGAGCUCGAGCUCAACGGAGCCGUCGGCGAGCUGGUCGGCGAGCCGGGGCGCGGCGUGGCACUCAUCGCCGGAGUCCUCAACGUCACGCGCCUCUACUCGUGCUCCGGCUCCGUGGCUGCGCUCAGUCAGGCGCAGCAGUUCGCACGGCAGUACUCGCUGCUGCGGCAGGUGCGAGGCGAGCCGCUGGCCAGUCUGCCGCUGCACAUGCGAGGCCUUGCACGCGUGGCCGUCUUGCACGCCGGCCUCUCGGCGUUGCUCUGGCACACGGUCGCCGUGCAGUCGCAGGUGGAGAGCACGCCGGGCCAGCAGCGCCUCGAGAGGCGCGUGCGCCUGCUGACGCCAACGGCGAAGGCAUUUGCGGCGGCCAAGGGCACCGAGGGCUUGGCGGUUUGCAUCGAGUCCGUUGGCGGACAGGGCUACAUGCACGAGAGCGUGCUCACCACGCACUUCCGCGACGCGCUCGUGGAGCGGGUGUGGGAAGGCACGCCGUCGGUGCUUGCGCUCGACGUGCACCGCGUCUUCUCGCAGUCGAAAGGCGCUGCGCUCUCGGAGUGGGCCGAGGACACGCUGAAGUCGCUGAAGGCCAGCGCACAGGCGCUGCCGUCGGCGCAGGGCACGAGCGAUGGGCUCGUCGCGGCAGUGCGGUCCACGCUCGAGGGCGCCAAGGUGCUGGCCACGGCCGGGCUCGACCUGCGUGCCGCCCGCUCCGUGCUCGACCUGAUCGCCGUCUGCACCGGCGGCGAGCAGCUGCUGGCGCACGCCGUCUGGCUGCACGCGGACGGCGGCGAUGCCUCGGAAGCGGCGCUCUUCGCCGAGCGCGCCCGCCGCUGGCUCGCCGAGACGGGCGCCCACGAGGCGGCCGAGGAGCUGCGGGCGCGCAGCGAUGUGGCGACGGAGCGUGCGAUUGCGCUGGGCGGCGAGGAGGCGCUGCUCCAGGCGCGCCUGUGAAGACAUACCCUCUGCAACGACGCUGCUGCC